AUGGGACGAGAUGAAUUCAGGGUACAGACCACCACCCACCAAACAGGCGCGAGACCCAGAACAGUUAGACGCCACCCUUACGUGGACGGGAUCAUGGAGGUAGAACUUCCUGCAUGCUGGAAGGGAUUGACUAUGAGCCAGUACGAUGGCACUACUGAUCCAGAGGAGCACGUGGACGUAUUCACCACCCAAGCAAGGUUGUACACUUCAGAUGAUGCAAUUCUUUGUCGUGUGUUUCCAACGUCCCUGAAGGGUCCUGCACUCAACUGGUUCACACGAUUACCACCUAACUCUAUUGAUUGUUUCGAUACGUUGGUCACCCGUUUCGGCAUUCAGUUCACCACCAGUAAGCCACACCAUCUCACUUCUCUGGUGUUAGUAAAUAUACGACAGGAGAAGGGAGAAUCUCUGCGAGAGUUUAUGGAGUGCUUCGGGAAGAUAUUGUUGAAUAUCUCUAAUAUAAAUCCUGAGGUCGCCAUGCACCACCUUGUAAGAGCGUUAAAGCUUGGCCCGUUCGUUGACAGUCUAUGCAAGAAGCCUGUGAGCAAUCUGGACGAGCUUCGAACCAGGGCAACCAAAUUUAUGCAGAUGGAAGAAUUAAAGGAGUUUCAUAGUACGACCCAAUCAGACACUCGGAAAAAGAAAUACAUUGACAGAGAAAGGGUGUUAGCGCCGCGACCUGACAGUAGGUUCAAGGACUCUAGACAACCAAAGUACAACAGGUACACACCCCUCGUGUCUAAUAGAGUGAGAAUUUUGGAGGAGGCCUUGAAUGCCGACCUAAUAGCAACCCCUCAAAGGGUCACGACUCCUCCAAACGCGGAUACCACUAAGCAUUGUCGGUAUCAUCGGAAUUAUGGGCACACGACGAAGGAUUGUUUUACCAUGAAAGAUAAAAUCGAAGAGCUUAUACAAGCAGGACACCUGAGAAGAUUUGUCAAACAGGAGGAAGGGGGAUUCUCUUCCAGAGAAGAGCGAGAAGGUAGAUAUGAGGAGCGACCACGAAGAACGUCAGGGUACCAGGAGAGGCGAGAAGAAGGCACCAGAAGGAGGGUUGAGCUCGAGAAAGAUGAUGAACAGGAUGUGAGGGAGAAGCCAUUGAGAGGGGUGAUCAACUAUAUAUCAGGAGGCUUUACAGGAGGCAGAGCCAUUAUGUUCGCGAGGAAAAAGUACAUCCGAGCAAUCCAUAAUGUCAAUGUCGUAUCUACAUGUCCCUAG
Molecule: messenger RNA, 1218 nt
Organism: Vigna unguiculata (cowpea)
Lineage: Eukaryota; Viridiplantae; Streptophyta; Magnoliopsida; Fabales; Fabaceae
Source: RefSeq, a predicted model, not a curated record